AUGGGGCGUUGCAUUAGUCCGCGUAAUACGGAUCCUGAGAGUUAUCGUAAGGCCGUUGAAAUUCUUACCAAGUAUCAUCGGGAUAAGAAGCGUUUACCACAGGAAAAGGCAGACUUGUUGACGAACUAUAAUGAUGAUGAAACGGAUGGUUAUUGUCCAUUACAAGGAAAUACCUAUGCGGUUCAUAAAAUAGAUGCUGGAUUGAGUUUAGAUGGUAAUGAGGAAGCUAGUGAUGAUGAUGAUGGAUUAUCCUCAGCAGAUGCUAAUAAAGGAUGGAAUUGGGGUAGGGAUGGUGGUAGUGGUGUUGGUAUAGUAGACAAGCCAGAUGAUGAUGGGUUUAAGGAGAAGAAGAAGAAGUGA
Molecule: messenger RNA, 360 nt
Organism: Phytomonas sp. Hart1
Lineage: Eukaryota; Euglenozoa; Kinetoplastea; Trypanosomatida; Trypanosomatidae
Source: the annotation of a GenBank genome assembly